AAAGUGUGGAGGGAAGUGCAAGGAAGACACAAAUCUGAAAGUUAAAAGUCAACGGAGCAGUGCUGAAUAUGUGAUGGCAUGCGGAAAAGAGCCAAGUGCAGGGAAAAUGUGAAACAAGAAAGGGGUAAUGCGGGAAAUGUGUACAAUAAUCCGGGACAGCGACAUUUUCUGCACAAAUCGGGACAGUUGGGAGGCAUGGCCACUAAUAGCGAAGUAUUUAUUUCAGUGCAAGCAAGCAGUACGCUGCUUUGAUUCAUUCAUAGCUGAGAUUUCCCUCCUCUCAUGCUCUUUUAUGAUAGGUAGAAAAUCACUUGUGGGUAGGACAUGGAAACGCAGCGUUGCUCUACUACUACUGGCAUACAUUCACUGUGCGUCUUAUACACCUUAUGAGGAACCGCCAUUUUUUUUAAGGGUUUCCUACUGCUUGCCUGACCAAUCCACAGCACUGACUCUGCCCACUCUAGUCAGUGGCUUCUUCCUUCUUGUGAUGCACAGCUCGGUGCCGGGCUGAAUGUAGCCGCUGUGACGUGUCAAGCAGCUGAAACGUGCGUGAGCUCCUUCCCCGCCCUGUCUCCUGCCCACAUGCCCAGCUCUCAGCUACGGGGGGGAGGAGAUGUGAAUGAGGGGACUAGACUGGCUAGAGCUAACGGAAAGUCACUAUGCGUUGAGGGAAACUGAGAGCCCCUGCUUGUGGACAUGUCUGCCUAUGGCCCGUGGAGGAUUGCUGCUGGUCUCCUGGCCAACCUGCUGUCAUCUAUCUGCAUUGUGUUUCUAAACAAGUGGAUUUAUGUCCAUUAUGGAUUUCCUAACAUGAGUCUCACACUGGUGCACUUUGUGGUUACCUGGCUUGGACUAUACUUAUGCCAAAGACUGGGGGUCUUUUGCCCAAAGAGCCUCUCUGCUUCCAAAGUGGUACUGCUAGCACUUAGCUUCUGUGGCUUUGUAGUAUUCACAAACUUGUCUCUUCAGAACAACACCAUAGGGACUUACCAGCUGGCCAAGGUUAUGACCACACCAGUCAUCAUCCUUAUUCAAACAAUGUGCUAUGGGAAGACUUUCUCCUUAAGGAUCAAGCUCACAUUGGUACCAAUUACAUUGGGAGUGUUUCUGAACUCCUACUAUGAUGUAAAGUUCAAUGUCCUGGGAAUUCUGUUUGCUGCUCUUGGUGUUUUGGUAACAUCAGUAUAUCAAGUGUGGGUUGGAUCGAAGCAACAUGAGUUACAAGUGAAUUCAAUGCAACUACUUUACUACCAGGCCCCUUUGUCAUCUGCUAUGCUGAUGUGUUUCGUUCCCAUAUUUGAACCAGUUAUUGGAGAAGGGGGUAUUUUUGGACCUUGGUCUCCUUCUGCUAUCGCCAUGGUACUCCUCUCUGGUUUUAUUGCCUUUACAGUAAAUUUAUCCAUCUACUGGAUUAUAGGAAACACUUCACCAGUCACAUACAAUAUGUUUGGACAUUUCAAAUUUUGCAUCACUCUUUUAGGAGGAUACCUACUUUUUGAGGACCCCCUUUCUCUGAACCAGGCCCUUGGAAUUCUCUGCACACUGUUUGGGAUUUUAGCUUACACCCACUUCAAGAUCAAUGAACAGGAAGUGAAUAAAAGCAAACUGGCUCAACGGCCGUGAGACAUUUUUUAUUGUCCCAAGACUAUAUCAUUACAAAAGAUUUUUUUAUUUUUUUAAAGUAUUAGUUUUUUUUCUUUAAGACAAUUUAGUUUGAAUGUCAAUAUAAUUAAUUUGUGUUAAGGGAAGAACUGCAUUGAAUAACUAUAUUCAAAUAAAUUGUGUCUAUAUAACUUUAUUUCUACAUACAAUUUUGUAAUCCGGCAUAUUAUGGCAUGCUUUCAAGUUCACAUUUGUUUUCACAAGACCUAAGCCAUCUGUUUUCUUUUUGAAAAAUAAUUAUAGAGGUGUUCCAUAACAAUGACAUGUUAGCAUGAUUGAAACUAGCACCAAGGCAUGUUUCCUUCGCCUAAUGAAACUACUAGGCUCGGUCAGUACCACAUACAAUGAGGACUCUUUUCCCCCUUUAAAAAUAUCUAUACAGAUAAUGAGGUUUAUGAUUUGCAGGACAGUUUUUUGUCUAUUCACACACAUGGGAUAUUUUUAGCAAAAUGUCAGAUUUCCUGGUGAGAGAUGUGCAGGCACACUAGGAUUAGGAUGCCAAAAUCUGCACUGUGUGCCUGCACCUGGGUCAACAAGGUGCAGACACAGAAAGAAGAAGGCUAAUGCAAGCAUAGGGGCUAAUUCUCACCCUGCAUUUAUCCGCAGCCCUGUGUGGCAGUAGCCUUAUUCAUAUACUUCUAGUAACUGAAUAUUUCCUUUCUCGGGUGUAAGGUAAUUUUGCUUGUGAGCUAUGUUUUAUAUAUAUAUUGUGCUGUAUAUUAUACAGCAAAGUUUAAAAAACACGCUUCUAUCAAAUUCAAUCUUUCAACCUUCUUUGCAUUAAAACCUACCAAACUUGUAGCUGAUUUAGAGGAAAUAUCUGUAGGCAGAUUUAUUUCCACUUUCUAGGUAAAUGUCACACAGAAAUACUUUUAAAGGUGACCUGUCACAUUAAAAAUAUGUGCAUUUCUUAUUAUUUGAAUAGGAAGCCAGUCAAAGAGCUCCCUCUACUGUGCAUGUUCCACUGGACCAGAGGGAAGCAAGCAUGCGCAGUGGACAGUUCUUUCACGGGCUUCUUUUUAAAGAAACUAUACCCCCAGAAUGAAUACUUAUAUCAGUAAGUAAUAAAUAUAUCAGUAAAUAUUACCCUUUAACAUUCUUUCCUUUGAUCUACCAUUUAAAGAUGGGCUGAGAGCUCCCUCAGAGAUCACAUGACCAGAUAUAAUGCAGCUCUAACUGUAACAGGAAGAAAUGUGAAAUUGGCUGAUGUGGCCUAGCAUGUAUGUGUGCCUUGGCUUGUUUGUGUGCGCUGUGAAUCCUGUGACUACGGGAGGCGGCCCUUAAUUCUUAAAAUGACAAUUUUUUAUUUAGGAGUACCCAAUAACACACUGUACUAAAGUAUAUUUUUAUGAAAAUUGUUUAUUUAGAUGAAGCAGGGUUUUACAUAUUAGCUGGUUUAUGCAAUAUAUUUUUAUAGAGACCUAUAUUGUUUGGGGGUAUAGUUUUCCUUUAGGGCUCGGCACACGGGGAGAUUAUUAUUACUGUAAUAAUAAAAAAAUAUAUAUUUUGAAUAGUAAAGAGAAUGUGACUCUAGGCAACUUUCUAAUAUACAUUUAUUAAAGUUCUUAUCGAUUUUAAA
Molecule: messenger RNA, 3241 nt
Organism: Xenopus tropicalis (tropical clawed frog)
Lineage: Eukaryota; Metazoa; Chordata; Amphibia; Anura; Pipidae
Gene: slc35e3
Product: solute carrier family 35 member E3
Exons: 6
Coding region: 697-1623 (308 amino acids)
Cellular component (GO): membrane
Source: RefSeq, a predicted model, not a curated record